Messenger RNA from Letharia columbiana, 4569 nucleotides. RefSeq lists its product as uncharacterized. Bases 1 to 4569 code for a protein of 1522 amino acids. The record is from RefSeq and is a predicted model, not a curated record. The transcript has 4 exons. Gene Ontology annotation, biological process: vesicle transport along actin filament; actin filament organization. Gene Ontology annotation, cellular component: vesicle; actin cytoskeleton; myosin complex. Gene Ontology annotation, molecular function: actin filament binding; microfilament motor activity; ATP binding. Lineage: Eukaryota; Fungi; Ascomycota; Lecanoromycetes; Lecanorales; Parmeliaceae.
AUGGUCAUUCCUCAACAAUGCCCAGCUAACACAUUGACAGUCCUUCAAGCCAUCAGACUACGGUAUUCGCAAAAGGAGAUAUACACAUAUAGCGGUAUUGUUCUCAUCGCCACCAAUCCGUUUGCUCGGGUAGAUUCCCUCUAUGUGCCUGGCAUGGUGCAAGUUUAUGCGGGCAAGCAAAGGUCUUCUCAAGCGCCUCACCUGUUCGCUAUCGCCGAGGAAGCUUUUGCGGACAUGUUACGGGAUAACAAGAAUCAGACCAUCGUUGUCUCCGGAGAAUCAGGAGCAGGCAAGACCGUCAGUGCCAAGUACAUAAUGAGGUAUUUUGCAACUCGAGAAUCGCCCGACCAACCAGGGAAACGAGCCAAGGGCAUUGCGGAUGCAAUGAGCGAAACGGAGGAACAGAUUCUUGCCACUAAUCCUGUCAUGGAGGCCUUCGGUAAUGCCAAGACCACCAGGAAUGACAACUCGUCUCGGUUUGGAAAAUAUAUCGAAAUUAUGUUCGACACUAAGGCAGAGAUCAUUGGUGCAAAAAUAAGGACCUACCUACUCGAACGCUCAAGAUUGGUUUUUCAGCCAUUGAAGGAAAGGAACUACCAUAUUUUCUACCAGCUGGUGGCUGGCGCUACAGAACCGGAGCGGCAGGAGUGGGGUUUGCUUCCAGUCGAACACUUUGACUACCUCAACCAGGGCGGCGCCCCAGUCAUAGAAGGCGUUGACGACAAGGCAGACUUCGAUGCGACCAGGCAAUCAUUGACAACGAUAGGGGUCAGUCAAGAUAAGCAGGCUCAGAUAUUUGGCCUACUCAGUGCCCUGCUUCAUCUUGGGAAUGUCAAGAUUGCAGCCACAAGGACGGACUCGGUCCUCCCUUCCACUGAGACAUCGCUCCUCCUGGCUUGCCAAAUCCUUGGUGUCAAUGCUGGUGAAUUUGCAAAAUGGACUGUCAAGAAACAGCUAAUUACGAGAGGGGAAAGAAUCAUGUCAAAUCUUACCCAGCAGCAAGCACUCGUCGUCCGGGAUUCUGUUGCCAAGUUCAUCUAUUCCAGUCUAUUUGAUUGGUUAGUCGAAACCAUCAACAAUGGUCUCGCCACCGAGGAAGUUAGCAGAAGGGUCGCAACGUUCAUCGGAGUCCUGGACAUCUACGGAUUUGAACAUUUUGCUAAAAAUUCUUUUGAACAAUUCUGUAUCAACUACGCCAACGAGAAAUUACAGCAAGAGUUUAAUCAGCAUGUGUUCAAGCUGGAGCAAGAAGAGUAUCUACGUGAGAAGAUUGAUUGGACUUUCAUCGACUUUUCGGACAAUCAGCCCUGCAUUGAUCUUAUUGAGACCAAACUCGGAGUCCUUGCCUUGCUGGAUGAAGAGUCAAGGCUACCGAUGGGAUCUGACGAGCAAUUCGUAACGAAACUACACCACAACUUUGCGAACGAAAAAUCGAAAUACUAUAAAAAGCCACGAUUCGGCAAAUCUGCCUUCACCGUAUGCCAUUACGCCGUUGACGUGACCUACGAAUCGGAUGGCUUUAUUGAGAAGAACAGGGACACGGUACCAGAUGAACACAUGGAGGUCCUUCGCCUUUCCUCCAACGCAUUCCUCGGCGAAGUCUUAGAGGCUGCUUCCAUAGUCCGAGAGAAGGAAUCUGCGACGGCGUCAAAUGCAAAAGCCGUGUCAACUCCCAAUCGAAGGGUGGGCGUCGCGGCCAAUAGAAAGCCCACACUUGGAGGAAUCUUCAAAUCAUCUCUCAUUGAAUUGAUGCACACAAUUAACUCAACGGAGGUGCACUAUAUUCGUUGCAUCAAACCGAAUGAGGGUAAAGAACCAUGGAAAUUCGAAGGCCCAAUGGUCUUGAGCCAACUGCGAGCUUGCGGUGUGCUAGAAACUGUGAGGAUCAGUUGCGCGGGGUAUCCUACUCGAUGGACGUACGAGGAGUUCGCAAUGCGCUACUACAUGCUGGUUCCCUCUCAGUCGUGGACUUCGGCUAUCCGAGAGAUGGCAAAUGCCAUUCUGAAGAAGGCACUCGGACAAGGCAGUAACAGAGGUCUUGACAAAUACCAAUUGGGACUUACCAAGAUUUUUUUUCGUGCCGGCAUGCUUGCCUUCCUCGAGAAUCUACGGACAACAAAGCUCAACGAAUGUGCCGUUAUGAUACAAAAGAAUUUGCGCUGCAAAUACUACAGAAGGAAGUACCUCGAGGCUCGAAAGUCUAUUCUCCUUCUUCAGGCAUGGACCCGAGGGUACCAAGCUCGUCAACGUGCGGAAGAAGUGCGCCAAAUCAGAGCUGCGACAAGUAUACAGAAAGUGUGGCGUGGCCACAAGGACAAAAAGCGGUUCAAUGAAAUACGUGGUAAUAUCAUCAUGCUCCAAGGAAUGACCAAGGGAUAUCUUUGCAGGAGAUAUAUCAUGGAGACAAGAGUUGGCAAUGCGGCUGUCACAAUACAACGUGCAUGGCGGACACGGCGACAAUUGCGCUCGUGGAGGCAAUAUCGCAAGAAGGUUGUCAUCAUCCAAAGUCUAUGGCGCGGCAAGCAGGCACGAGGGGGCUAUAAAAAACUACGAGAGGAAGCUAGAGAUCUCAAGCAGAUAUCGUACAAGCUGGAGAACAAGGUUGUCGAAUUGACUCAGUCUUUGGGUGCUAUGAAGCGCGAGAACAAGGCUUUGAUAGCUCAAGUGGAAGGCUACGAGAAUCAACUAAAGUCAUGGAAGACACGACACAACACUCUCGAAAGCCGCUCGAAGGAGCUCCAAGUCGAGGCCAACCAAGCCGGCAUCACGGCCGCUCGCCUGAAUGCAAUGGAAGAAGAGAUGAAGAGAUUGCAGCAAACAUAUGACGAUUCAGCUGCGAAUACAAAACGUUUGCAAGAAGAGGGGAGGAAGCUUCGAGAGUCGCUCCGGACCACCAACAUGGAAUUAGGAAAUGCGAAGAAAGCUGGGAGUGACCACGAAAAUGAAAAGAUGUCGUUACGUCAACAGCUGGCCGACCUCCAAGACCAAUUGGAUCUUGCUAAGCGCGCCAUCCCUAUAAAUGGCGAAUUGACCAACGGACAUGCCCCACAGCCUCAAAUCAAUGGCCUCAUCAACCUCGUGUCUUCGAAGAAACCGAAGCGCAGGAGCGCUGGUGCGGAAAGGGCGGAGCCAGACCGUUUCAGCUCCGCUUAUCAUCCGCGUCCAAGCUCUAUGGCCAUCAUGGGCACCAAUGCCCACCGUGAGAACCUUUCCGGAUCGAACUUCAGUCCUGUCCUAGACAACGUCGAAUUUGAAUUGGAGAAUCUACUUUCAGAUGAAGACGGGUUGAACGAGGAAGUCACCAUGGGCCUGAUCAAGAACUUGAAAAUUCCGGCACCAAGCACAACACCUUCACCCACUGAUAAAGAGGUCUUGUUCCCCGCCUACUUGAUCAACCUAGUUACCUCUGAGAUGUGGAAUAACGGAUUUGUCAAAGAGUCAGAACGAUUCCUUGCUAACGUGAUGCAAUCUGUGCAGCAAGAGGUCAUGCAACAUGAAGGUGACGAUGCUAUCAACCCUGGCGCUUUCUGGCUCUCCAACGUUCACGAGAUGCUCUCUUUUGUGUUUCUUGCAGAGGAUUGGUACGAAGCGCAGAAGACCGACAACUACGAGUACGAUCGGCUCCUAGAAAUUGUGAAGCACGACUUGGAAAGUCUAGAAUUCAACAUCUAUCAUACCUGGAUGAAAGUGCUCAAGAAAAAGCUGCAAAAGAUGAUAGUACCAGCAAUCAUCGAGUCGCAGUCUCUCCCGGGAUUUGUCACGAGUGAGAGUAAUAGAUUUCUCGGCAAGCUCCUGCAAUCCAACAAUACGCCAGCAUACAGUAUGGACAACCUCUUGAGUCUACUGAACAACGCUUUCAAGGCUAUGAAGGCCUACUACUUGGAGGAUUCAAUCAUCACUCAGACGUUGACCGAGCUCUUGAGACUCGUCGGUGUAACAGCAUUCAACGACCUGCUUAUGCGCCGUAACUUCCUAUCCUGGAAACGUGGCUUACAAAUCAAUUACAACAUAACCCGUAUCGAAGAAUGGUGUAAAAGCCACGAUAUGCCCGAGGGCACCCUGCAACUCGAGCAUCUCAUGCAAGCAACAAAAUUAUUGCAGCUCAAGAAGGCUACCUUGAAUGACAUCGAAAUUAUCCAAGACAUAUGUUGGAUGCUGUCGCCGAAUCAAAUACAGAAGCUGCUCAAUCAAUACCUGGUAGCAGAUUAUGAACAACCGAUCAACGGCGACAUCAUGAAAGCGGUGGCGUCGAGGGUAACCGAGAAAGGCGAUGUGCUACUCCUGACGGCCGUGGACAUGGAGGACAGCGGACCCUACGAGAUCGCCGAGCCCCGGGUAAUUACCGCUUUGGAGACUUACACGCCGUCUUGGCUGCAAACACCCCGCCUCAAGCGUUUGGCAGAGAUCGUGUCAGCACAGGCGGUAGCUCAACAAGAGAGGCUAGAAUUCGAAGUACCUGAGCCGCAAGACAUUGGGGAAGAAAAUGGCCUUGCGGAAGUCAGCGACGUGGAGCUGGAGGCAGGACCGGCGGCAGCAGAGGAGGAGGAGCGAGGCGGUCGAGGGAUGUAG